Scophthalmus maximus (turbot) is the source of this 3360-nucleotide messenger RNA. It is a transcript of the gene ercc3, whose product is annotated as excision repair cross-complementation group 3. The record is from RefSeq and is a predicted model, not a curated record. Gene Ontology annotation, molecular function: 3'-5' DNA helicase activity; hydrolase activity; DNA binding. Bases 137 to 2494 code for a protein of 785 amino acids. The transcript is spliced from 15 exons. Gene Ontology annotation, biological process: transcription initiation at RNA polymerase II promoter; nucleotide-excision repair. Gene Ontology annotation, cellular component: transcription preinitiation complex; nucleotide-excision repair factor 3 complex; transcription factor TFIIH holo complex. NCBI's taxonomy places the organism in Eukaryota, Metazoa, Chordata, Actinopteri, Pleuronectiformes, Scophthalmidae.
GGUACUCAGUAACGGAAACACCAAAGCCUUCCUCAGUCCGUCUGUGUAGAAUUUCCGCGAGAACAUCUUGCGGACUGUGAAGGGGGAAAAAAACAAUGUUCUGAAAGAAACUGCGUAUUUAAAAGGUUUAUUUAAAAUGGGUAAAAGGGAUAAAGGAGACCGCGAGUCCAAAAAGUCCAAAAAGCGUUUCCACGAGGACGACGACGAUGAAGACGAGUUGGCGGGCACGGCCGGCGAGUCUCAGGACAUACCCGCCGCCGCGGGGAAACAAGUGGACGAGUCGGGAACAAAACUGGACGAGUAUGGAGCCAAAGACUACCGCGCUCAGAUGCUGCUGAAGAACGAUCACUCCUCUCGCCCCCUCUGGGUGGCUCCAGAUGGACAUAUCUUUCUGGAGGCCUUCUCACCAGUGUAUAAGUAUGCCCAGGAUUUCCUGGUGGCCAUCGCGGAGCCAGUGUGCAGGCCCAACCACGUCCACGAGUACAAGCUGACGGCCUAUUCCCUGUAUGCGGCAGUCAGUGUGGGGCUGCAGACCUCCGAUAUUGUGGAGUACCUGCAGAAACUCAGCAAGACGUCUGUGCCUGAUGGAAUCGUGCAGUUCAUUCAGCUCUGCACAGUGAGCUACGGCAAAGUCAAGCUGGUGCUCAAGCACAACAGGUAUUUUGUAGAGAGUGCCUUCCCCGAUGUGAUCCAGCGCCUUCUGCAAGACCACGUGAUCCGGGAAUGUCGUCUCCGUACUGCAGACGGAGCCGACACUGAGCUCAUUACUGAAAUCAUCCACAGCAAGUCGGCGAUCUCCAAGUCUGUUCAGGAAAAGGGAGGUACAUCCGACUCACAGCAGCCCAGCGACGGACAAACUUCGACCCAGCAAGUCCCCGAGGACAUCUUCAGCUACUAUGAACAGAUGGAUAAAGAAGAGGAGGAGGAAGAGGAGACGCAGACUGUGUCCUUUGAGAUUCGCCAGGAGAUGAUUGAAGAGCUGCAGAAGCGCUGCAUCCAGAUGGAGUACCCCCUCCUCGCAGAGUACGACUUUCGCAAUGAUACAGUCAACCCGGACAUCAACAUCGACCUGAAGCCCACCGCUGUGUUGCGGCCCUACCAGGAGAAGAGUCUGCGCAAGAUGUUUGGGAAUGGACGUGCUCGAUCCGGGGUCAUUGUGCUGCCCUGCGGUGCUGGCAAAUCUCUGGUGGGCGUGACGGCGGCGUGCACCGUGCGUAAACGCUGCCUGGUGUUGGGCAAUUCCUCAGUGUCAGUGGAGCAGUGGAAGUCCCAGUUCAAAAUGUGGUCCACCAUCGACGACUCUCAGAUCUGCCGCUUCACCUCGGACGCGAAGGACAAACCCAUCGGCUGCUCGGUGGCCAUCAGCACCUACUCCAUGCUGGGUCACACCACCAAGCGCUCCUGGGAGGCAGAGCGGGUCAUGGAGUGGAUGCGGAGCCAGGAAUGGGGACUCAUUAUCCUGGAUGAGGUGCACACUAUCCCUGCCAAGAUGUUCCGUCGUGUUCUGACCAUUGUCCAGGCCCACUGCAAAAUGGGGCUCACUGCUACGCUGGUCAGGGAAGACGACAAGAUCGUGGACCUCAACUUCCUGAUUGGGCCUAAGCUAUUUGAGGCCAACUGGAUGGAAUUACAGAACAAUGGCUACAUUGCCAAAGUCCAGUGCGCAGAGGUGUGGUGCCCAAUGUCCCCGGAGUUUUACAGAGAGUACGUGGCGAUCAAGUCGAAGAAGCGCAUUCUGCUGUACACCAUGAACCCCAACAAGUUCCGUGCCUGCCAGUUUCUCAUUCGCUUCCACGAGCGCCGCAACGACAAGAUCAUGGUCUUUGCUGACAACGUGUUUGCCUUGAAGGAGUACGCCAUCCGCCUCAACAAGCCUUACAUCUAUGGUCCGACCUCUCAGGGGGAGCGUAUGCAGAUUUUACAGAACUUCAAACACAACCCGAAGAUCAACACCAUUUUCAUCUCCAAGGUUGGAGACACAUCCUUUGACUUGCCAGAAGCCAAUGUUCUGAUCCAGAUCUCCUCCCACGGGGGAUCACGCAGACAGGAGGCCCAGAGACUUGGGAGAGUCUUACGAGCAAAGAAAGGAAUGGUAGCAGAGGAGUACAACGCCUACUUCUAUUCUCUGGUGUCCCAGGACACCCAGGAGAUGGCUUACUCCACCAAAAGGCAGAGGUUCCUGGUGGACCAAGGGUACAGCUUCAAGGUCAUCACUAAGUUGGCCGGUAUGGACGAAGAGGACUUGAUGUUCUCCUCCAGAGAUGAGCAACAUCAGCUGCUGCAGAAGGUCCUGGCCGCUUCAGACCUGGAUGCUGAGGAGGAAGUGGUGGCAGGGGAGCUGGGCGCACGACCACAGUUCUCGAGGCGAAUGGGCACCAUGAGCUCCAUGUCGGGUGCGGACGACACCGUCUACAUGGAAUAUCACAGCCGAGGCAGCAAAUCCUCCAUGUCGAUCAAGAACAUUCAUCCGCUGUUCAAGCGCUUCAGAAAGUAGUCGCACUGACACCGACCAUGCCACCCAAAGACCUACUCGGUUGGGGCAGGGCAACGGGGUGAAGUUUGGGCACAAUAGCGGUUGAGGCCAAGAGGCUAGGAAGCAGCCUGCUAGCAAACGCUUCAGAUAGUCCAGCUGGUCUGGAGAGCAGAGCAAAGACUGAAGAAUAUAUUUUCUUAGCGUGACGAUAAUACACUGUACGUUGCUUCCCCAUGGUGGUGAUUGUAGAAUUCACCUUCACAACGGCUACAUCUGUACCUGCAGGGCUCAGCCGCUCGGUGUGAUGAAUCUGAACGUUUCAGCUCCAGCUUCCUCAAACAUCUACAUGCGCAACGGCCUACUGUUUAUUCUGAUAUUGAAGCUUUGUCAUGAACCAUGUCAUUUUUAUUUCUGUGUAGGUGUUGCAGUGAUGCGCCUAGCCAAUUAUUGGCACGCUCUACAACUAAGUUAUAUUUUGUUUAUGAUGUUCAAGUUCCGCAACUUUUAAAGGCUUUGACUUUCUGUCUGCAGCACAUUUCAGCCACAAAUGUCUGUAUGUAGGACGAGGAUCGACAAAUACUGGAGUUUUACGGAUAGUACGGAGAGUUCAUGAUGGCCUCACUCGACCUGUACUGAGUCUGUGGAGGAAAAACGGAUUUGACUUUUCUUAAUACAGCUUUGUUUAAAUGAGGCUAAUUCUCCCUGAAUGGCUCCAUCUGAGCUGUGUCCUCAGGAGAGAGUUGAAGAGCGUUGGCAUGGAAGGAGCCAAGGUGGACUUGAAAAUCACGUGUUGGAAGGCUUACGGAUUAGGGGUUCAGAGGAUGGACUUCGAAGAAAGUUUAGCUUUCAAAAUGCAAAAUAAAAAGGAAAAGAAGUGUGUUGAUUGA